AUGAGCAGACAGCCGGUCAUGACGGGCUAUCAUGCUCAGCGACAACAUCACCUCUCGCAGCAGACGCAUCCACACCACUAUCGCAUCCCGGUCACAAGCCACUAUGACGGCGGAGGAGGUGUGGGCAUGGGUAUGGGCAUGGGAGUGGGAGUGGGAGUGGGCGUGGGUGUAGGCGUGGGCGUGGGCCAUUCAGGACUGGCCUUUGCGCGGCCGCUACCAAUGCGCGCCCCGGUCCUCCCUCCCGCGGCCUUUAACCAACACACUGGCCAACACCACCACCAACACCACCAUCCACUUCAGCAACAGCAGCAACAGCAGCAGCAGCAGCAGCAGCAGCAACAGCAGCAGCAACGGCAACAGCAACAACAACAACAGCAGCAUCAACAACAGCAGCAACAGCAACAGCAACAGCCGCAACAACAACACGGCCGCACGCCAAACUUCAACAUGGCCGACCCCGCCGCCUACAUGGCUUCUGAAGAGGAGCUCGCCCACUUGCAGAAGCUAUCGAGCGAGUACCAGCCCGAAACCGAGUCAUGUGCAUACCUGCUGACGACGACCGCCAAACUCCAGGGCCCGCUUGUCGGCGAGCGCCAGAGCAGUGCAGCCAUCACGACACAGUAUGCCACUGCAGAUGCCGUCUUCAGAGUCAAGACGGCCGCGCUGCCCACCAAGUAUGCUUACUUCCGCACCUGUCGCGGUGACGGCCAUUGUGGAUGGCGAGCCAUCGCCUUCACCUACUUCGAGGCCCUCAUCCGCACAGGAGACGCCGACAAGUUCCAGGAUGAAGAAGCCCGCCUCAACUCAAUGGGCAAUCUGCUCGAGCAGAUUGGCUAUGUGCGCGACAUCUGGAUCGACUUUGCUGACUCGGCCUUUGAGCUCCUACGCACACUGGCCAACUCGCUGCGCAACAUGGACGGCGCGGCUUCCGACAUUUUACUCCAGGCUUUCAACGACCAGCAGGCUCAUGCUGGUAUCGAGUCGAUUGCCAUCAUCACCUACUUCAAGGCAAGUCUUUCCUCACGUGGCCCCUUGCUCCCCUUUCCGCUGCCGAAUGGCCGACUGGCCUGGCCCCCUCUCCCCUUUCCUGCGUGGGUGCAGACACAUGCGGAUGAUUUCCGACACUUUGUCCCCAUGGGCGAUGUCAAGGCUUACUGCAGCAACAACAUCGAUCCUCUGCAGAGCGAAAUCGACAACAUUGGCAUCGCUGCUUUGGCAGAGGCCCUUGUCAAGCCUGCAGGCUUUGGUCUAGAGAUUUGGUACCUCGACCGCUCCCCUGGCGAGGAAAUCAAUCGCAGCUUCUACGCGGAGCCUCUUGACCACAACAACAUGUCAGAUCCCAAUGCCCACAUGCUGAGGCUCCUCUACCGACCUGGGCACUACGACAUUCUCUACAAGGCAGAAGACGUCGCCCAGCCAAUCCAACACCAGCCAACGCUGGCACAGCAGCCACUCCACGUCGCCAUGGCAAGCUACACAGAUGAGUUCGUGCCAACAGCAUCCAACGUGGCCGACGUCAUGACGAUGAUACCGGGAAUGUACUCUGCUGGCCUCGGCUCAAGAUGGCCCUCGCUCUCGUACGACUUCAAUUCGAGCCCCGCACCCCAAUCGCAUGUCACGCCCGUCCAGUCAUUCGCCCCUGUUGCGACGCCCGCCACCCCCGUAAGCUCCUCGCAUCUGGAGUUUGUUACCUCGAUCCAUCCCACAUCAGCGAGCCAGUACGACACACCAAGCGUGCACAGCAUCCAUCUCGACCAGCCUCCUAUGUCUCUGCCGAUGCACCCGCCUCCCCCGCCUGUGAGCAUCGAGCGAGCAGCUCCAUUGGCAGUAGAGAGAGGUGGUCCCUUCCGACCCUCCAUGUACGAGUUGGAACCAGGCUUUGGCUCUUCCAUGCAGGUCCAGCCGUUUCAAACGUCCAUUUUUCGCAACUCUCACUACAACACCGCACAUUUCUUGAAUCCAGAGUUUCAGCCGGAGGAGUGGUGUCCGGAUGGAGAGUAUGCUGGCAACAAGGGCCGGCACAAGUCGCACUCCGCAUAG
Molecule: messenger RNA, 2040 nt
Organism: Plenodomus lingam JN3
Lineage: Eukaryota; Fungi; Ascomycota; Dothideomycetes; Pleosporales; Leptosphaeriaceae
Source: RefSeq, a predicted model, not a curated record